This is a messenger RNA of Chaetomium fimeti, 1861 nucleotides long. RefSeq lists its product as uncharacterized. Bases 290 to 1861 code for a protein of 523 amino acids. The transcript is spliced from 7 exons. NCBI's taxonomy places the organism in Eukaryota, Fungi, Ascomycota, Sordariomycetes, Sordariales, Chaetomiaceae. The record is from RefSeq and is a predicted model, not a curated record.
AUUUUGGAAUGGGGUUUUCUGUGAGAAAUUGUGGUGCUUGUCCACGAAAGAGACUCGUCUCAGUAACUUGCAUUACUGGCGGAAUUCCUCCCCGGGCUUUCUAUUAGUCUAAGACGUAGCCGUUUUGAGAAUCCAUGACGACACUUCCAUGACUUUUCUCAGUACCACUGACAGUCCCUUUGCUGUCUUGCACGGCUGACUUUGGGUUAUUCAUCUCCUUGCAUGAGCCACUGGUCUCCUCAGGCACGUGUUGAUACCAGGCUUUGGGGGAACACCGCCGAAGACAACAAUGUUGUCGACCUAUCCAUUGUCACUAUCAGGCGCAGAGGCCCAACCACUCCCAUUCAUACCUGCCGUGCUCGAGAUUACGCCUCGUCAACAGCGUCUCGUAGACCCCGUCCCGGGAGUGACGGGGCCCCUGAGUGUAGUGGCAGAGGACCCGGGGACGAAAUAUACCAUCUACUCAACAACCGGUGAAGAAGACGAGAGCGGGCCGGAAGAAGGCGACCCUGGACCACCAAAGUCAGAUUCGGAUGGCAAAACAGCGUCGGCUCCCCUCGGGACCGAGCCCUUGUCCAUCAGCAACAUCGGGCUCAAGUACGCCGAGACGACGCUGCACAUCCAGUUUACAGCCACACUUGAGCUGGGACCGAUCGGGUUCUACGGAGAGGCCUUGCCCAAGGGUGUCACGGAUCCUAAAGCGGUCUUCAAAUCCGUUUCUGCUUUUGCCCAGCUGGACGGCCCCCUCGUGACGCUGGAGUUCGCCGAAAUCUCGGGUGUCACAGGCGGGUUCGGAUACAAGAGCGAACGGGCCUUCCAGAUGAUCUCCCUACAAGCAAUGGCGGUGGUGAAGUUCGGGCAGUCCAUCAAUAUGGGGCUGUUCACCGUUGCACUGGACGACAUACCCACAUCGGCGUCCAAGGCGAAGUUUGGUCACGUCGAACCGGGCAUUGCUGUGGUGGUCGAUCUCGACUACGGCACCCCCAAGGCUGAGGCGCAGCUCCCGCCCAACUCGUACAUCCUCGACCCCGACUGCCACCUAACUAGUGGCGUUCCCCUCUACUACUUGUUCGAGGCACCCCAUUGUGACCGCCUUUUGGUGGGGGACUUCGUCUUCACACUCGGAGGAUACCACGAAGCCUUCGGCAUGCCCCAUGGCUUCCCCAACCGACCCCGAGUGGGCAUCAGCUGGAGCCUGAGCAGUGCCCGCCCUAUCAAUUACAAAAUAGAUCGACUUCGCCAUCACACCAAAGGCAUGCAUGGGCACUGGGAGGCUGCAUGCGGCGUACCACCCGGAUCUGAUCGAGGCCCGUUCGACUUCACGGCCGAGGCCGGGGUGGGCGUCGGGGUGUGCUUCAACCUGGACAUCCUCUUCGUCCACAUCCACGUCUCGGUCGAAGUCGUGCCGAGCUGGAGUUGUGUGCGCAUCUACCGCAGCCCGGCCCUGGUAGCCACCGCCGUCCAUCCAACCAACAGUCCUCGCGUGAUAGAACUUGACGACAACGAUGAACCCAUCGCCAUAGCAGUGGAAUUCGGCCUGAUGAACGACUCGGGGGUUCCGGAGCGGGGCCACAACCAGGCGUGGACGGUCUGGGGUGGCACGUUCGCCUUUGUGCCGGGGUGCAAGAUGGCGAUCGGGAAGGCCGAGCAGGUCAGCGAGACGGGCGAGCCCGUUCGUUACGACGACGAGACAUCCACUGAGCCCUCAAAAUGGCAACAACAUCCCCAGCGAUCCAGCCUGCUCGAUUCUACCGACGGCGGCGUGUCGUUGGUGAUGGGGAGUCUGCUCUACGCGCCACCGCCGUUCAUGGCGGAGGACAAGCAGCAGACGUUCAGGAUCCUCGACGCGGACUGGAGCUAA